AAAAGUGGCAGGCAGCUGGGCUAUUGCUCUGCGAGACCCGCUUGAGGGGAGCCGCGGGAAAGGCGCGUGUCGGCCGCUCACUGGCGCAGCCGCUGCCUCCGCUGUCACCGCCCCGCCCCGGCGUUGUCGCUGGCAUCGUCGCGGACGAAGCGCGGGCCCAGCAUGGGCAGGAAGGGGGACGCGAGCGGAGCGUGUGCCGCGGCUGCGCGGCCGGUGACAGGGGUUUGCUAUAAAAUGGGACUUAUGAUUAUAUUCACUGGACUAUGGCUGUUUUCCUCAGUAAAGGCAGAUUCAAAAGCCAUUACAACCUCUCUUACGACAAAAUGGUUUUCCACUCCAUUGUUGUUAGAAGUCAGUGAGUUUUUAGCAGAAGACAGUCAAGAGAAAUUUUGGAAUUUUGUAGAAGCCAGUCAAAAUAUUGGAUCAUCCGAUCAUCACGGUACUGAUUAUUCCUAUUAUCACACAAUAUUAGAAGCUGCAUUUCAGUUUCUGUCACCUCUACAGCAGAAUUUGUUGAAAUUUUGUUUGUCCCUUCAUUCGUAUUCAGCUACAAUUCAAGCCUUCCAGCAGAUAGCAGCUGAUGAGCCUCCACCAGAAGGAUGUAAUUCAUUUUUUUCUGUGCAUGGAAAGAAGACCUGUGAUUUUGACACCCUUGAGACUCUUCUCCUCACAGCAUCUGAAAGGCCCAAACCUUUAUUGUUCAAAGGAGAUCACAGAUACCCCUCAUCUAAUCCUGAAAGCCCAGUGGUGAUUUUCUACUCUGAAAUUGGUUAUGAGGAAUUUUAUAAUUUCCACCUCCAGCUUGUGUCAAAAAGCAAUGCAGGCAAAAUCAAUUAUGUAUUCAGACAUUAUAUACUUAAUCCCAGGAAGGAGCCUGUUUACCUCUCUGGCUAUGGUGUGGAGUUGGCAAUUAAGAGCACUGAGUACAAGGCCAAGGAUGAUACUCAGGUGAAAGGAACUGAGGUAAACACCACAGUAAUUGGUGAAAAUGAUCCCAUUGAUGAAGUUCAGGGAUUCCUCUUUGGAAAAUUAAGAGACCUGCACCCUGACCUGAAGGGGCAGUUGAAAGAACUCAGAAAACAUCUUAUAGAAAGCACCAAUGAAAUGGCGCCUUUAAAAGUUUGGCAAUUGCAAGAUCUCAGUUUCCAGACUGCUGCCCGAAUCUUGGCUGCUCCUGUUGAAUUAGCUUUGGUAGUUAUGAAGGAUCUUAGUCAAAAUUUUCCCACCAAAGCCAGAGCAAUAACAAAAACAGCAGUGAAUUCGGAACUUAGAACUGAAGUGGAAGAAAAUCAGAAGUAUUUCAAGGGAACUUUAGGAUUACAGCCUGGAGAUUCUGCACUGUUCAUCAAUGGACUUCAUAUUGAUUUAGAUACACAGGAUAUAUUCAGUCUGUUUGAUGUAUUGAGGAAUGAAGCUCAUGUAAUGGAGGGUCUGCAUAGACUGGGAAUAGAAGGCCUUUCUCUGCAUAAUGUUUUGAAAUUGAACAUCCAGCCCUCUGAGGCCGACUAUGCUGUAGACAUCCGGAGUCCUGCUAUUUCAUGGAUCAACAACUUGGAGGUUGACAGCAGAUAUAAUUCAUGGCCUUCUAGUCUACAAGAAUUGCUUCGACCCACCUUUCCUGGUGUUAUCCGGCAGAUUAGGAAAAACUUGCAUAACAUGGUUUUCAUAGUUGAUCCUGCUCAUGAGACCACAGCAGAGUUGAUUAACACAGCUGAGAUGUUCCUCAGUAAUCAUAUACCACUAAGAAUUGGUUUAAUCUUUGUGGUUAAUGACUCUGAAGAUGUUGAUGGGAUGCAAGAUGCUGGAGUGGCUAUUCUGAGAGCAUAUAAUUAUGUUGCCCAAGAAGUGGAUGAUUAUCAUGCCUUCCAAACUCUGAUACAUAUAUAUAACAAAGUAAGGACUGGAGAAAAAGUAAAAGUUGAGCAUGUGGUCAGUGUCCUAGAGAAGAAGUAUCCAUAUGUUGAAGUGAAUAGCAUUUUGGGGAUUGACUCUGCUUAUGAUCAGAAUCGGAAGGAAGCAAGAGGCUACUAUGAGCAGACUGGGGUUGGUCCACUGCCUGUUAUUCUGUUCAACGGAAUGCCCUUUGAAAAGGAACAGUUAGAUCCCGAUGAAUUAGAAACCAUCACAAUGCAUAAAAUCCUGGAGACCACAACCUUCUUCCAAAGAGCAGUGUACUUGGGUGAACUGUCCCAUGAUCAGGACGUGGUAGAAUAUAUCAUGAAUCAGCCAAAUGUUGUUCCACGAAUCAAUUCUAGGAUUUUGACAUCUGAGCGAGAAUAUCUGGAUUUAACAGCAACCAAUAGCUUUUUUGUGGAUGACUAUGCUAGAUUUACUGUUUUGGAUUCCCAAGGCAAGACUGCUGCUAUAGCCAAUAGUAUGAACUAUCUGACCAAGAAAGGAAUGUCCUCCAAGGAAAUCUAUGAUGAUUCUUUCAUUAGGCCUGUAACAUUUUGGAUUGUUGGGGAUUUUGAUAGCCCUUCUGGAAGACAGUUACUGUAUGAUGCUAUUAAACAUCAGAAAUCCAGUAACAAUGUUAGAAUAAGUAUGAUCAAUAAUCCUAGUGAAGAUAUAAGUUAUGAGAACACUCAGAUCUCCAGAGCAAUCUGGGCAGCUCUCCAAACACAGACCUCCAACUCUGCUAAGAAUUUCAUCACAAAAAUGGCCAAGGAGGAGACUGCAGAGGCCCUGGCUGCAGGAGUUGACAUUGGGGGGUUCUCUGUCGGGGGCAUGGAUUUCAGUCUUUUUAAAGAGGUCUUUGAGUCUUCCAAAAUGGAUUUCAUUUUGUCUCAUGCCAUGUACUGCAGGGAUGUUCUGAAGCUGAAGAAGGGACAGAGGGCAGUUAUCAGCAAUGGAAGGAUCAUUGGGCCACUGGAGGACAGUGAACUCUUUAAUCAAGAUGAUUUCCACCUCCUAGAAAAUAUCAUCUUAAAAACUUCAGGACAGAAAAUCAAAUCCCAUAUUCAGCAGCUUCAGGUGGAAGAAGAUGUGGCAAGUGACUUGGUAAUGAAGGUGGAUGCUCUCCUGUCAGCUCAACCAAAAGGAGAUGCAAGAAUUGAGUACCAGUUUUUUGAAGACAGACAUAGUGCAAUUAAAAUGAGGCCAAAGGAAGGGGAGACAUACUUUGAUGUUGUGGCUGUUAUUGACCCUGUCACCAGAGAAGCACAGAGACUUGCUCCAUUGCUCUUGGUUUUAACCCAGCUGAUCAACAUGAAUCUAAGAGUGUUUAUGAACUGCCAAUCUAAACUUUCUGACAUGCCUUUAAAAAGCUUUUACCGUUAUGUCUUAGAGCCAGAGAUUUCUUUCACUCCAGACAAUAGCUUUGCUAAGGGUCCAAUAGCAAAAUUUUUGGAUAUGCCACAAUCUCCUCUGUUCACCCUGAAUUUGAACACACCUGAGAGUUGGAUGGUGGAGUCUGUCAGAACGCCAUAUGAUCUUGAUAAUAUUUAUUUAGAAGAGGUGGAUAGUGUGGUGGCUGCUGAGUAUGAGCUGGAGUACCUCUUGCUAGAAGGUCACUGCUAUGACAUCACCACAGGCCAGCCCCCACGAGGACUGCAGUUUACAUUAGGAACUUCGGCCAACCCAGUCAUUGUGGAUACCAUUGUUAUGGCCAAUCUGGGCUACUUUCAGUUAAAAGCCAACCCAGGAGCUUGGAUUCUCAGACUAAGGAAGGGUCGGUCUGAAGAUAUUUAUAGAAUUUACAGCCACGAUGGCACAGAUUCUCCUCCUGAUGCUGAUGAAGUUGUUGUUGUCCUCAACAACUUCAAGAGCAAAAUUAUUAAAGUGAAGGUUCAGAAGAAGGCAGAUAUGGUAAAUGAAGACUUGCUGAGUGAUGGAACUAAUGAAAAUGAAUCUGGAUUUUGGGACUCCUUCAAAUGGGGCUUUACGGGAGGACAGAAGACUGAGGAAGUGAAACAGGAUAAAGAUGACAUAAUUAAUAUUUUCUCCGUGGCAUCUGGUCAUCUCUAUGAAAGAUUUCUUCGUAUAAUGAUGCUGUCAGUACUGAAGAAUACCAAGACUCCUGUGAAAUUCUGGUUCUUGAAGAAUUAUUUGUCUCCCACAUUUAAGGAGUUCAUACCUUAUAUGGCAAAUGAAUACAAUUUCCAGUAUGAACUUGUUCAGUACAAAUGGCCUCGGUGGCUUCAUCAGCAAACUGAGAAGCAGCGCAUCAUCUGGGGUUACAAGAUCCUCUUCUUGGAUGUGCUCUUCCCAUUGGUUGUUGACAAAUUCCUGUUUGUAGAUGCUGAUCAGAUUGUACGAACGGAUCUGAAAGAGUUAAGAGAUUUCAAUUUGGAUGGUGCUCCUUAUGGUUAUACUCCUUUCUGUGAUAGCCGAAAAGAAAUGGAUGGCUACAGGUUCUGGAAAUCGGGGUACUGGGCCAGUCAUUUGGCUGGGCGGAAAUAUCAUAUCAGUGCACUGUAUGUUGUGGAUCUGAAGAAGUUUAGGAAAAUAGCUGCUGGUGACAGACUCAGGGGACAGUACCAAGGUCUGAGUCAGGAUCCUAACAGCCUUUCAAAUCUUGAUCAAGAUUUGCCCAAUAACAUGAUCCAUCAGGUGCCAAUUAAAUCACUCCCUCAAGAAUGGCUUUGGUGUGAAACGUGGUGUGAUGAUGCCUCUAAGAAAAGGGCAAAAACAAUAGAUUUGUGUAAUAAUCCAAUGACCAAAGAGCCCAAGCUAGAAGCAGCUGUUCGAAUUGUCCCAGAGUGGCAGGACUACGACCAGGAGAUCAAGCAGCUACAGACCCGCUUCCAGAGGGAGAAAGAGAUGGGAAUGCUUUAUAAGGAGAAGACAAUACAAGAGUCGGGCUGGGAAGGACCUCAGAAACGAGAAGAGUUAUGAUCUUCAUUCACAGGAGGAUAGGAAAUUACACCAUUUGAAAAACACUUUUUAUAUUAAAUGCUAGUUUUUUUCUGAUCUGUCUUUACAACUGCUGAUAAACUGGCUGGGCAGGUGUGCCACACCUUUUGAUUCUGAGCAUUUGAUUUUGACUUCUGCACACCAGUGGGCUCUGGAUCUUUGGAAUUAAGACUCUGUUGGAUUUGUACCUCAGAGGAAGACAAGUGGCUGAUCUUUUGAGACUCUGUAAAGAGCGAUCUUCUAACCAGAGGGAAAAUGGCAAAGGCAACUGGGAGAAAAUGAGUCCUGUGGUGCCCACACCCAAGAGCACACACAUGCUGCACCGCCACAGGAAGCCAUCCAGGCAGAGCCGCCAUGUUCUUCCUUACCUCAGUUUACUGGCAGCGGAGCUCAGUCUGCAGCUCAGUGCUGUGGUGGCAGAAGCUGUGUGGCAGAAGUCUCAUCCAGGGUCCACACACCUUGAGGUUUUUGCCAGUGCCGCUCCUUUGUCCUUUUGUUCUCUUCCCCAGCGUUAGGUUCAUUGUCAAAUUGGAACCCAACCAACAAUCAUGUGUCUUUGGGGUUGGCUCGUUGCAGAUUAAUUUGGGGAUGGGAUGGGGUGGGUUGGGGUGAGGGUAGGGAAAAUAUCAGGAAUAGGAGGACUCUAAGGUGUUCGUGGGGGAGGUGAGGAAGACAGAAAUUGGCCAUUCUCUUUUAUAAACCAUUAGUACCAUGUGACUAAUUUGAAAUGAAAACAUGAUUCUUAUUCCCCACCCAACCCCAGUAAACUUUUUAGGUAAUUGUUUUGUAAACAAUUUUUGUAUUUGUGAAUGUCUUUGCUUUUUCUUCCCACUUUCUAAAAAAAAAAAGUGUGUUAUUGAUUUCCUUAAUGGAUAUAGCCAUAGUGAGCCCUUCUGGCGAUCCAUCUUGCAGGGCUCAGGCUCCCUCAGGAAGGUCAUCGCAUCAUCCAUCCCUCCAUUCCUGGGGAAGAAGGGGGGGUUCCUCUCUCAGACCUAGGCAAAGUUGGGUUUGACUUUUCUCUGUGAAGGACUCCCAGAGCUGAGAAGAGGAGGGGUGUUGACUGUGUAAUUUGUGCUUCUCUGUACACUGGUCUGUAUUCUAUCUUUUUAGUUUAGUACUGUGGGUUGCCUUUGGUUUGCCAAAAUUGCCCAUGUACCACCUGUUCUGACUGCGCAUAAUCACAUUUCAACAUUAGCCCUUUAGUCACUGCUUUUAGUGUUUUUACUUUAGCAGCCCAGAAUAGCCCUUCUGGAGUAGCCUCUCCUGGUGAGUAGGCAAUGCAGGGAGGCACCCACAGGGAGUCUUCUGGUGUUUUGUUGGCCUGCAUGGGCGUAAGGCUCUAGGUCCUUCCCUGCAUCUGCUCAGGCUGCAAGGUGUGGCAGCAAGAGCACUCCCAUGGACUGCACCUCCUUCCAGUGUAAACUGCUUUCGUCUCUAAUAUUUUGCCUCCUUUUUAAAAAUGUGAGGAAGGACUACAGAUGAAUAGCUGAAUCCUCACCCUUCCACAUCAGGGAACAAUGAUUUGCAGUCUUUUUUAAAAAUCAAAGUCUUAUGACAAAUAUUAAAUCAUUAAUUUUUUCCAUAUUCACAUAAGCAAAAGUUAGCUUAGGAGUCAGUCUGAAGGAGCUUUUCAGUUUGCUUUUGUAAUUAAAUUAAAAAUUGGGAAGAGG
Molecule: messenger RNA, 6524 nt
Organism: Lutra lutra (Eurasian river otter)
Lineage: Eukaryota; Metazoa; Chordata; Mammalia; Carnivora; Mustelidae
Gene: UGGT1
Product: UDP-glucose glycoprotein glucosyltransferase 1
Exons: 41
Coding region: 163-4836 (1557 amino acids)
Cellular component (GO): endoplasmic reticulum
Molecular function (GO): UDP-glucose:glycoprotein glucosyltransferase activity
Source: RefSeq, a predicted model, not a curated record